AUGGAGAACCAUAAUAAGGUGCUAAUGCUAAUGCUGGAACCUUUGAAGCAGGUUUUUUCAAUUUUGGAGAUACAGAGCGCCAAUACUUUGGUAUAUGACCAAGGGCAAGACAUUUACAUAAGGCUGGCAUCUUCAGAGCUUGAUCAUAAAAAGAAUAAGAGGAACUUGAAGCUUGUUGGGACUCUUGCUGGGGUUAUUGCAUUCAUCAUAGGACUAUCCAUUCUUGUAUUGGUCACAUCAGCAUUUAGAAAUAAGCUUGGGUAUAUAAAAAAGUUAUUUCACCGGAAGCACAAAACGGAGAAGGAAGAUGGUGACUUGGCUACAAUAUUUGAUUUUUCGACCAUCACUAAUGCAACAAAUAACUUCUCUGACAGAAACGAGUUAGGAGAAGGUGGUUUUGGAACAGUGUACAAGGGCAUAAUGGUAGAUGGCCAAGAGAUUGCUGUAAAGAGGCUUUCUAAAACAUCGGGGCAAGGAACCGAGGAGUUCAAAAAUGAAGUAAAGUUGAUGGCAACACUUCAACACCGUAAUCUUGUAAAACUUCUUGGUUGUUCUAUUCAACAAGAUGAAAAGUUGUUGAUCUACGAAUUCAUGCCCAACAGAAGCUUGGAUUGCUUUAUUUUUGAUACUAUGCAAAGCAAAUUACUAAAUUGGACCAAGCGCUUGGAAAUUAUUGAUGGGAUUGCUCGAGGGCUGUUAUCAUUUCUGGGAGAUCAAGCUGAGGCUAAUACAAAUAGAGUGAUGGGAACAUAUGGAUAUAUGCCUCCAGAAUAUGCGGUGCAUGGAUAUUUCUCAAUAAAAUCUGAUGUUUUUAGCUUUGGAGUCGUUUUACUUGAGAUAAUUAGCGGUAGGAAGAAUCGCGGAUUUUGUGACCCCAUACACCAUCUAAACCUUCUUGGUCAUGCAUGGAGACUAUGGAUUGAAGAAAGGCCACAUGAGUUAAUAGCUGAUAUAUCAUAUGAUGCAGAUAUAUCUUCUGAGUUAGAUCAUAGAAGAAAUAAAUGGAGCUUUAACAACAAGAAACUUGCAGGGGCACUUGGAGGAAUCAUUUUAUUUGUCAUGAUUCUUGGAUUGGCCACAUUUACAUACAAAAAGAGGAAGAAGCUUGCAAAGCCAGGGAUGCUAAAAAUAUUUCAUAGGAAGUGCAAAAGGGAGAAGGAAGAUGUGCAAUUAUCAACAAUAUUUGGUUUUUCAACCAUAUCUAAAGCCACAAAUCAUUUUUCAGACGGUAACAAGAUAGGACAAGGUGGUUUUGGACCGGUAUACAAGGGCGUAUUGGAAGAUGGGCUAGAGAUUGCGGUCAAGAGGCUAUCAGAAAAUUCUGAACAAGGAGAAGAAGAGUUCAAAAAUGAAGUUAUGUUGAUGGCGAAGCUUCAGCACCAAGCUUGGAUUAUUUCAUUUUUGAUUCAACGCGAAAGGAAAAGUUAA
This is a messenger RNA of Vicia faba (fava bean), 1428 nucleotides long. The record is from the annotation of a GenBank genome assembly. Lineage: Eukaryota; Viridiplantae; Streptophyta; Magnoliopsida; Fabales; Fabaceae.